Rotaria socialis is the source of this 1683-nucleotide messenger RNA. The record is from the annotation of a GenBank genome assembly. Lineage: Eukaryota; Metazoa; Rotifera; Eurotatoria; Philodinida; Philodinidae.
AUGUUAAUUGAUGGUGAACAUACUAAUGCAAUGUUCUUCUAUUUUUUUCUUCUAUUCUGUCUUAAUAUCUUCUCAGGAUUAUUAAAUGUCAACGGAAAUGAGUGUCAAUUUUUAACCAUGUGCAAAUGUACUAAUUUUCCUCUUUUCGCACUUAUCGAUACAAGUUAUUUAUCUAAACCUCAAUCAUCGUUAAAUCAAGAUCUAUUUUGUACACACUCAAACGAUCAUUUACACGACAAUAAAACAGCAACAUUUGAACAAUUGAAAUAUUUUUAUUAUCGCUUCCGUACAUUAACAUUCGCAAAUUAUCCGAGUAUACCAACGAAAGCAUUUCAUUUUGUUCAUUUUGAAACUCAAAGUGUUAAGCAAACACAUAAAGCAAACAAUCGUAAUGUGAUCGUAUUUGUUAAUGUCAAAAGUACUGAAUCAGGUAUUUUUGAGGAGCUAAGUGUGUCCGAUUCUCAGAAUCAACUGAGCGUCUCAUUUCUUAAUUCACCAUCACUUUAUUAUGCUAAUGGAGCACUUUCAAAAAUUAGUUGUUAUGAAUUAAAACUAUUUAAUACUAAUCCGCAAAUCCCGAUUGAUUUUUUUUAUCAGGCAGUUUCUAUUCAUCAUUUAAUUAUUGAAAAUCCAUCUUUUCCUGGUUUUCUUCCAUCGUCAAAUUCGAAAGCGUCGUUUGGUUUUCAAAUUUAUAAAAUUUCAAUAAAAGACAUUAGUGUUCGACAAUUACAAGGUAAACAUUUUCCUAUUAUUUUUAAUUCAGUACAAGAAUUAACAUUGGAAAAUUACAAUGUCAAUAGUGGCUUUCGUUCGUUCAAUAAUCGUGAGUUAGCUCACUGUUUUCCACAAGUAAAAUCAUUGAAAAUAUAUUCACGGUCAAUUCAAAAUAUUGUUUCUCGAAUGUUCGAACAUUUCAGUCAAUUAGAAUAUUUAACAAUAAAUGGAAUCGUUCGAAUUGAAAAUAAUGCGUUUUAUAAUUUAAAUCAUUUAAAAGAAUUAAAUCUUGGUGAAAAUAUUCACCAUGUUGAUCCGUUUGCAUUUGUUAAUAUGAAUACAAAUAUUUUACUAUUUAAUCAGAGUAAUAAUUUCGAAUUAAAUGAUGACAAACAUUUUUGCACGUUUGUUCAAUUUUCACCAUCAACAAAUUUAAAAACUAUUGUUCAAUUUUCGAAAAAUCUAAGCGAUUGUUCGUGUACACUUCGAUAUUUAUAUCGUCAUCUAGAUAAAUCUUUCAUGUCAGUAACACCUUAUUGUUAUUCAAAUUCAAGUUUAUAUAUUUUAACACAAGAAGAACGUAUCUGUCAUUUUGAAAAACGUCUACUACAAUGUGAUAUAUUACCCGAUGAAGGUAUAACAAUAUAUGGUACAUAUUAUAAUGUAUCUCAUUUCUAUGAGCAACAAAUAUCAAAGCGAAAAAGUCAAUUAUCAAAUUUUUUUCGUUAUCGAAUAUAUUAUAUUUUAAUAUUACCUGUAUUAAUUAUUUGUGUAUGGCUUAUUAUUCGACAACAAAAAAGUCAUCGUGCCGAUGCCUAUAGACAUUUACAUCGUUUGUUAAAACGGCGAAUUAUAACAGAAAAUGAAAACGUACCAACAACACACCAAGCAUCAGAUAUUAUAUAUCAGCAUACAAGCGAAGUUUUCGAUCCAACAUCUUCAAGAACAUAUAUAACUACUCAAGUGUGA